AAAGGUGUCCUUUUUGUAGACGAAAGCACAUGUUUUGCAGCUUUUGUUGCCCUUUCACUUCGAGGCCAACGCUGAAUUAUACUCGUUAAGGGAGCCUACCACAAAUUGAGUUCAAUUGUGUUCACAUAUCCUCAAUUAUACCAGUGCUACUGGGUUGUAUCAGUCCCCGAUAGCGUUUGGCACGACCCAUAUUCUUGAACCGCCGCCACGAAUGCUGCGCCCCGGCAGCUUGCCUCGGGGUUCUAUACCCGGUAUUGGAGCAAAUGGGAAUACAACAUUGCUUCGUCCAGCGCGGAUUGCAAGGAAACGCAUUUUCCAGCACCCUUCUCCCCAGCCACAUUCGCCAUGCGAACCCCCGACCCUCCGAAACCUCUUCAGCUGCGCAGCACGCCGGCGUGAGCCCCAGCCAGACAUCGAGGACAUGAAUCUCGAACAACGCUUGGAGCAUUUGGACAAAAUAUCCGGCCGCGCUAACGAGGUCAGCAGCAUUUACACACGCGAGAUGAUGAUGCAGCAGUUGGGCAUCAUGGAUCCAGCAUUGUAUGCUCAGCUGGGAGAGGAGCAGGAAGGGGAGGAGGAAGAGACUCCCAUGGAAUUCAUUCCUUGGAACGACGACCCGCGGACGCAUGUGGUCAACAAUUCCGAAGUCGAAGUCCAUCCCGAUGGCCUGCGACGCCGGCUUGUCGCAACUGCCGACGCCGAGCCGGGAGAUCCUAUCAUCCAGGUUCCGUUGCACAACUGCCUGGUGCUGUACGUCGCUGAUUCCGAAAAGGACGAAGAAGACUCCAUCGAACGGCAGGAAGCCACAGCCGAGUUCGAGGCCAUGCAGCUGCAGUUCCUGGAGUCCUGGAUCGGCCGCCACGGCCCCCUCCCCCCCGGCCUCACCUCGCUGCUCUGCGACUUCUCGCUCUCCGCGCCGCCCGCCGACACCAAGAUGGCGCUGUGGCUGCUGUGGCUGUGGGGGCACACAUCGCAGGAGCAGGAGGGGGAGCAGAGGCAGGGGCAGGGCGGCAGCGGGGGCCCUGGCAGCAGCGGCAAGGGGGAAGAGGAGGAGGGGAAGGAGGGGCAGCAGCAGUAUGCGUACUGGCGUGAGGCGCUGUCUGCGCUGCCGCAGCCGGCCGACAUGCCCAACCUGGAGUUUUGCAGCGAGGACGAGCUGCAGCAGCUGCAGUGGCUGCCCUACUCCCUGCCCGCCGCCGUGCGCCGGGGCACCCUCGCCGCCUUCUACACCCGCUUCUGCUCCUCCACCCUGGCCGCUCUGCUGGGCUUCAUGCCCGCUGCCACCGCCCCCGGUGCAGGGGAGCUGGUUUCGGAGCAGGGUUUGGAAGCCGGGCAGGGGUCGCAGCAGCAGGAAUUUGAUCCGUACGCGGUCAUUGCAACGGCCAAAGCGGUUGAGGAGCUCGCGGAGGCGGAGUACGACGCGCAACAGGCGGAGGCAGCGGCGGUUGCGGCGCGGCGGUUGGCGCGAGUGGAGGCGGCGCAGUUUGGUGAGAUGGCUAGCAUGGGGUCAGCGCUAGCGGCGGAGGUGGAGGCGGCGGAGGCGGUGUCGGCGGCGGCGGCGGCGAGGACUGCUGCGGCGCAGAAGGCGGCGGAGGUGGCGGCGGGGGGGAAGGGCGGGCGGGAGGCGGCGGUGGCGGCGGCGGCGGGGCUGCGGCCGCUGCCUAGCUUCGAGCGGUUCCUGUGGGCUUACUGCCAUGCGGCUGCUCGCAGUGCGGGCAACGGGGAGCGACUGGUGUUCAUUCCCCAGGUCGACCCCUGCCUCUACACCUGCGACCCCCAGGCCCCCAACACCACCCUCACGGUGGUGGCGGACCAGGAGGGCGGGCUGGCGGAUCACUUCGCAGUGCUGGUGGCCAACAGCCCCCUCUCCCCCGGCGAGCCGCUGCUGGCCGCCUCCCCCGUGCAGUCCCGCAUGCCGCACUCGGGGGGCGGGUCCGCCGCGUCCGGCUCCACCACCCAGCUGCACUGCCUCACGGGGCUGGUUCCGGAGCCGGGGGGCAACCUGGCGGACCUGGUGGACUUCGAGCCGGAAACGGGUACUCUGGAGGACCUGUGGUACAAGACGCUGAUGGGGCAGGAGGAGGCCACCAGUUUGGCGGCGGUUACCGACCCCUACCUGCGCCACCUGUUGGACCUGAUUGCCGCCGGGGUCAAGGUGGACGCCAACCAGCUGCCGCCGCUGCAGAAGCUGCUGCCGGGGUUCAAGCUUUCCAAGCUGUGGGGUCCGGGGCUCAUAGCGGGAGUACGACACAUCCUCACACUCGAGGAGGCUGAUCUCGUACCCAUUGUGGAGGACGAGCAAGAACUUGUCGAGGCGUUGUACGACGAUGAAGCCCUAGCACUGGAAGCUGCGGAGGCGCGGAGGGAGGCCACGGAGCCCGAACGUCUUGAGAUGCUGCGGUUAACGGAGCGGGUGGGGGUUGAUCUGGGGUACGGCAGUGAGGGGUUGCCGCCGUUACAGCCCGAGGUGUCGUACAGCGAGUACGAGGAGUGGCGGCGGAACCCGGCGAGUACGGAGAUUGUGGAGGUACCGGCGGAUCCGGAGAUGCUGGAAACGGAGCUGGGUCGAGCCCAGUGGCGGCGGCUGCUGGCCGCCUGGAACUCGCUGCCUCGCCUGUCGCCCGACUCGCGGGUGCACGGCAGCUGCAUGGAGCGAGCGCUGGGGGGGGCGCCGCUGCAGAGGUGCUUCCCCGACCCCAGCUCCCUGCUGCGCGAGGUGGGGUCCGCGGAGUCGCUGCUGGCCUCCCUGCGCGCCGUCUCCUCCGCGCUGCCCACCUCCCUGGAGCAGGACGUGGCGCUGCUGGCGGAGGCACGUGCGGCGGAAGAGGAGGAGGAGGAGGAGGGCAGCAGCGGGCGGAGGAGGAGCCUGGCAGAUUUGAU
Messenger RNA from Astrephomene gubernaculifera, 2880 nucleotides. The record is from the annotation of a GenBank genome assembly. NCBI's taxonomy places the organism in Eukaryota, Viridiplantae, Chlorophyta, Chlorophyceae, Chlamydomonadales, Astrephomenaceae.